AGAAAAUUUGUACCUAUUAGUAUCGUACAAGAUGGUUACAAGUGAAACUUCAAAUAAAAUUUCACAUUAAAUUCACAUUAAAUUUGUACCUAGAUCUGCAGGAGGCGGCUUUUUGGGUUGAGAAGAUUUGGCUCCAGCCAUGGCAGCAGCAGAUGCGGCAGGAAAGGACUGGUCCUUUGGGUCACCGUCCAUGGUGGGAGCAGAUCUGGGCGAGAAAAGCAAAGGGGAAGGAAUCGGCAGUGGCCCGAGGAAGAAGAAGAAGAUAAAAAAGGGUACAGAUGGCGGAAAUCUGCAAGGAGAUCAGACCAAGUCAAUUGGUGCUCAUCACCAACACGAAGUUGGGAGAAACACGAAGGCAUCGGCUGCUGGUGUUUCCGAGAGGACCUUCAGGCACCCUGAUGCCAUGACUUCUGUGUUUAACGCUGUUGACUCAAUCAGCAAGGAUUUGUCAACCGUAAUCCAGUCACCAGCCUCUGAUGACAUAUCCCUAACAGAGAAAGAAGAGAAGCUAGGCGAGUUAAUGGAAAUGAAUCAAGGUUUGCUUCAAUGUACGGGUGUCAGCCAUGCUUCUAUAGAAACCAUUCUUCGGACAACAUUAAAAUACAAGUUAGCUUCCAAGUUGACCGGAGCUGGCGGCGGAGGCUGUGUGUUAACGCUGUUGCCAAGUUGUAUCCUCUUUCUAAUUCUGCAUUUAAGAAUUUUACGCUUCUUACAUCUUGCUAAUACGUUUUCAAUGCUAUUUUCUUUGAUAUCUAUCUUCCGCUGCUUCAAAGCAUUCACUUGUUUCCUUGACCAUCCUGAAUCAGUGCUAUCAGCGACAGUUGUGGCCAAAGCGAUCAAGGAGCUAGAGUCAUCUGGGUUCCAAUGUUUGACUACAGCAAUUAGUGGGGAUGGUGUUCAGGUUGCUUUGAUUCAUGACUUUCCCAGGAAACCUUCCUCUUUUAGUAAGACCUAAUCCCAUCCUUGAUUUCAGAUAAUAACAUUUUAACCCCAAUGAAGUGGGUCUAUGGUU
Rubroshorea leprosula is the source of this 1012-nucleotide messenger RNA. The record is from the annotation of a GenBank genome assembly. Lineage: Eukaryota; Viridiplantae; Streptophyta; Magnoliopsida; Malvales; Dipterocarpaceae.